GGAGGGGGCGCCGGCGCCGCCAUCUUCGCUCCCGCCCGCCGGCCCCGCGGCGCGCAGCCACCAUGAGCGCCGCCGCCUUCCACAUCUCCAGCCUCCUGGAGAAGAUGACGUCCAGCGACAAGGACUUCAGGUUCAUGGCCACCAGUGACCUGAUGUCUGAGCUGCAGAAGGACUCCAUCCAGCUGGACGAGGACAGCGAGCGCAAGGUGGUGAAGAUGCUGCUUCGGCUCCUGGAGGACAAGAACGGGGAGGUGCAGAACCUGGCUGUCAAGUGCCUGGGUCCUCUGGUGGGCAAAGUGAAGGAGUACCAGGUGGAGACCAUCGUGGAUGCCCUCUGUGCCAACAUGCGGUCAGACAAGGAGCAGCUCCGAGACAUCGCGGGCAUUGGCCUCAAGACCGUCCUCUCGGAGCUCCCCCCUGCAGCCACAGGCUCCGGGCUUGCCACCAACGUGUGCCGGAAGAUCACAGGCCAGCUCACCAGUGCCAUCGCCCAGCAGGAAGAUGUGGCUGUGCAGCUGGAAGCCCUGGACAUCCUUUCUGAUAUGCUGAGCAGGCUGGGCGCCCCGCUGGGUGCCUUCCACGCCAGCCUCCUUCACUGCCUGCUGCCCCAGCUCAGCAGCCCGCGCCUGGCUGUGCGCAAGCGGGCGGUCGGGGCGCUCGGCUACCUGGCGGCCGCCUGCAGCACCGACCUCCUCGUGGAGCUCGCUGACCACCUGCUGGACCGGCUGCCCGGCCCCCGCGCACCCGCCAGCCCUGCCGCCAUCCGCACCCUGAUCCAGUGCUUGGGCAGCGUUGGCCGCCAGGCCGGCCACCGGCUCGGGGCCCACCUGGACCGCCUGGUGCCCCUGGUAGAGGAUUUCUGCAACCUGGAUGAUGAUGAGCUCCGCGAGUCCUGCCUCCAGGCCUUCGAGGCCUUCUUGAGGAAGUGUCCCAAGGAGAUGGGCCCUCACAUGCCCAACGUGACCAGCCUCUGCCUCCAAUACCUGAAGCACGACCCCAACUAUAACUAUGACAGUGACGAGGAUGAAGAGCAGAUGGAGACAGAAGAUAGCGAAUUCAGUGAGCAAGAGAGUGAGGAUGAGUACAGUGACGACGACGACAUGAGCUGGAAGGUGCGCCGGGCAGCGGCCAAGUGCCUGGCAGCCUUGAUUGAUUCUCGGCCCGACCUGCUGCCCGAGUUCCACUGCACCCUGGCACCCGCGCUCAUCAGCCGCUUCAAGGAACGUGAGGAGAAUGUCAAGGCCGAUGUCUUUGGGGCUUACAUCGUGCUGCUGCGGCAAACGCGGCCCCCGAAGGGGUGGCUGGAGGCCGUGGAAGAGCCCACCCAGACUGGCAGCAACCUCCACAUGCUGCGUGGACAGGUGCCGCUUGUGAUCAAGGCCCUGCAGCGGCAGCUUAAAGAUCGGAGCAUCAGGGCCCGCCAGGGCUGCUUCAGCCUUCUCACCGAGCUGGCGGGCGUCCUCCCUGGCAGCCUGGCAGAGCACAUGCCCGUGCUGGUAUCAGGCAUCGUGUCCUCGCUGGCCGACCGCUCCAGCUCCUCCACCAUCCGGAUGGAUGCCCUGGCCUUCCUGCAGGGGCUACUGGGCACGGAGCCGGCCGAGGCCUUCCACCCACACCUGCCUGCCCUCCUGCCACCUGUGAUGGCCUGUGUGGCCGACCCUUUCUACAAGAUUGCAGCUGAGGCCCUGCUGGUGCUACAGGAGCUGGUGAGGGCCCUGUGGCCGCUGGACAGGCCUCGGGUGCUGGACCCCGAGCCAUAUGUUGGAGAGAUGUCGACGGCCACCCUGGCGAGACUCCGUGCCACUGACCUAGACCAGGAGGUAAAGGAGCGGGCCAUCUCCUGCAUGGGCCACCUCGUAGGUCACCUGGGUGACCGACUAGGGGAUGACCUGGAGCCCACAUUACUGCUCCUCCUGGAUCGCCUGCGGAAUGAGAUCACCCGGCUGCCUGCCGUCAAGGCGCUGACUCUGGUGGCUGUGUCCCCACUACGGCUCGAUCUGCAGCUCAUCCUGGCUGAGGCACUGCCCAUCCUGGCCUCAUUCCUGCGCAAGAACCAGCGGGCACUGCGGCUGGCCACGCUGGCUGCCCUGGACGCCCUGGCCCAGAGCCAGGGACUCAGCCUCCCACCGUCCGCCGUACGGGCCGUGCUGGCUGAGCUGCCUGCUCUGGUCAAUGAGAGUGACAUGCAUGUGGCCCAGCUGGCUGUGGACUUCCUUGCCACAGUCACCCAGGCCCAGCCGGCCUCUUUGGCGGAGGUCAGCGGCCCUGUGCUCUCAGAGCUGCUGCGGCUGCUGCAUUCGCCCCUGCUGCCAGCUGGGGUGCUGGCAGCCACUGAAGGCUUCCUGCAGGCUCUGGUGGGGACCCGCCCCCCGUGUGUGGACUAUGCUGAACUCAUCAGCCUGCUCACUGCUCCCGUUUAUGACCAGGCUGUGGACGGUGGGCCAGGCCUGCACAAGCAGGUGUUCCACUCGCUGGCCCGGUGUGUGGCAGCCCUCUCAGCCGCCUGUCCCCAGGAGGCAGCAGGCACAGCCAACCGCCUGGUCUGUGAUGCCAGGUCACCCCACUCCAGCACGGGGGUCAAGGUCCUGGCAUUCUUGUCACUGGCCGAGGUGGGUCAAGUGGCUGGACCAGGCCCCCAGCGGGAGCUGAAGGCAGUGCUUCUGGAAGCCUUGGGGUCACCCAGUGAGGAUGUGAGGGCUGCAGCCUCAUAUGCGCUGGGCCGCGUUGGCGCUGGUAACCUGCCCGACUUCCUGCCCUUCCUGCUGGGGCAGAUUGAGGCUGAGCCCCGGCGGCAGUACCUGCUGCUGCACUCGCUCAGGGAGGCCCUGGGGGCUGCCCAGCCUGACAGCCUGAAGCCCUAUGCUGAGGACAUCUGGGCCCUGCUGUUCCAGCACUGCGAGGGUGCCGAGGAGGGCACCCGGGGGGUGGUGGCUGAGUGCAUCGGCAAGCUGGUCCUUGUGAACCCUCCGUUCCUUCUGCCCCGCUUCCGGAAGCAGCUUGCUGCAGGUCGGCCACACACCCGGAGCACUGUCAUCACGGCGGUCAAGUUCCUCAUCUCAGACCAGCCCCAUCCCAUCGACCCCCUCCUGAAGAGCUUCAUUGGAGAAUUCAUGGAGAGCCUGCAGGACCCAGACCUGAACGUGCGCCGUGCCACUCUGGCUUUCUUCAACUCGGCCGUGCACAACAAGCCCUCGCUGGUCCGGGACCUGCUGAACGACAUCCUGCCCCUCCUCUACCAGGAGACAAAGAUCCGCCGGGACCUCAUCCGAGAGGUGGAGAUGGGGCCCUUUAAGCACACGGUGGACGACGGGCUGGACGUGCGGAAGGCGGCUUUCGAGUGUAUGUACUCGCUGCUCGAGAGCUGCCUGGGCCAGCUGGACAUCUGUGAGUUCCUUAACCACGUGGAGGAUGGGCUGAAGGACCACUAUGACAUCCGGAUGCUGACUUUCAUCAUGCUUGCCCGGCUGGCUACCCUGUGUCCUGCGCCCGUCCUGCAGAGGGUGGACCGGCUUAUUGAGCCACUCAGGGCCACCUGCACCACCAAGGUCAAAGCUGGUUCUGUGAAGCAGGAGUUUGAGAAGCAAGAUGAACUGAAGCGCUCUGCGAUGAGGGCAGUGGCCGCCCUGCUGACCAUCCCGGAGGUGGGGAAAAGCCCCAUCAUGGCCGACUUCUCCUCCCAAAUCCGAUCCAACCCUGAACUUGCCACCCUCUUUGAAAGCAUCCAGAAGGAUUCUGCUUUAGCCCCCAGCAUGGACUCGAUGGAGCUCAGCUAGUGCUCCCCCAGUGCCCAGGUGGGCCCUUACUUAAAAGGAGCCCAGCCAAGCCCGAGGCCUCACCCUCCCACCAUCAUAGGCCUUAGGGUUCUACUUAUCCUUCCAUCAUCUCACUGGGGGCCCUCCUGCUCCUCGUCAGGGCUUACAGUGCCUUCCCCAGGGACCCAAACUCACAGGCCCCCAGCCCAAGCUUCGAGGCUGCCAACAGUUGGGCCCUUUAACUCAGGACAGUCAUCCAAAGAAACGGAGAAUUUUCCAGUGACACUUCACACUGUACCCCUCCAUAGUCUGGUUCCUUCAAACAGGGGAGUCCCUGCUUCACAAACUAGUACUUAGAAAUAGGUUGUGACAGCUGUGAGAGGUUAG
Messenger RNA from Propithecus coquereli (Coquerel's sifaka), 4139 nucleotides. RefSeq names its product cullin-associated and neddylation-dissociated 2 (putative) (gene CAND2). Lineage: Eukaryota; Metazoa; Chordata; Mammalia; Primates; Indriidae. The transcript has 15 exons. Bases 63 to 3773 code for a protein of 1236 amino acids. Gene Ontology annotation, biological process: SCF complex assembly; protein ubiquitination. Gene Ontology annotation, cellular component: nucleus. The record is from RefSeq and is a predicted model, not a curated record.